AAGUCAGAUCAGGAAGUGUGAUGCUGUGACAGUAGAGAAGGAAGCAGGCACACGAUGGCACUAUGUCUGCUUCUUGGCCUGGUAGCAUGAGAGGCCCCCCGGUGAAGACCCCUCUUUUUCUUCUUCUGCUGCUGCUGCUGCUGAGCACUCUGACCAGGACAGUGUUAUGCCAGUAUGACGAUGGUGGUGCAGAUCCAGAUGCUGGGCCAGAUGAAGAGGAGACAGGCGACACAGACCCAGGUGAUGGUGAUACACACCCCUCAGAACCACCCCUAGCUGAUCCUGAUGCCACCUCAGCACCAGACCCGCCCCCCACAGACGAGGGCGCUUCAGUUGAAUCAGGCGUAGAAGGAGAACAUGGCUCAGGGCAGCCGGGCCACUACCCCAUUGAAGCUGAUGAAACAACAGAGGACCCCAACCUCACGGAUCCGACCUCCAUACCGGUAGAGGACGAGGGUUUGAGUCCCAUCAUCAUUCUGAUCCCCGUGGUGCUGGUGGUUGUGAUCAUCGGCAUGAUCGUCUGCGGUAUUUUCAUCAACCGCAGGUGGAACAACAAAGCAAGAGAUCAAGAACUAAGAAAAGAGGAUCCAUAUCUGGAUGGGUCCAGUACAGAGAAGGUGCCAAUGCCCAUGUUUGAAGAAGACGUACCCUCUGUACUGGAGCUAGAAAUGGAAGAGUUGGACCAAUGGAUGAAGAAGGAUGGUGAAACUGCAGAGGACUCUAAACAUACAUAAAGCUAUUUAUGGUUAACAAAGGACGCUCUCCCGGUAUGCAAGGACACACAACCAACAAGGCAUCGCUGCCCACUUAACCCAGCAACAUUCCUGACACUGGACACAGGAACUGGUUUGACUGCCAGGAAACAAUAUCCCAGCACCUAAAGGACACUUAUAAACUUUCACUUUUACAGUCAAAUAGCUAAAUGUGUUGCAGUGUGCAACAACCGGACUUCCACAUGUUGAAUAGUGGCUCUUUUGUGAUGAAAGCGAUCAGUGUUUCUGUCAUGCUUUGCCUGUAUUGAUUGUAUUGUUGAGCUGCCAAGCAGUAAUCAGUUCCGAAAGGUGAAUGCACAGUAUUUUCUGUCUCGAUUUAAUCAGCCAGAGUGAAAAGUAUGCUACCAAACACUCCAUUUCCUGCAGGAUUACUCUGUUAAAGAGUGUGUGGUCAUCUUAAAGCACAUUGGGUGUCACAGACCGUUAAUUUCUCUUCAGCUCAAAGCCUCUUUGUUGUGUGUGAGACUCCCUCCAGCUGCAGGUUGUAAUGGGGAAAUGUCCUGUUGCAGACAUGGUUAGGAUUUCUGUGCAAUCUGCUUUUAUUCAGAAACAGAAAUCUCAGAGCGUGAAAUCACUUGGAUUGAGACUUGGAGUCUUUUGAUGCACCCGUGCCUGUUUCUGAAACAGCUUUCUAAAAGCUGCUACUGAUAAGAUUUUCAUCUCACCACAGAUAACGUCUCUCUGACUGAAAACUUUGUGUCUACAGAUGCUGUUCGGAUGUUUGUUUGUCUGCUCCCAGUUUUGGCUUGUAAGUGUUGAAUCGAAGCAGUCAUCACACUGAUCGAAAUGUGUGUGCAGCUUUGGAAACGCGUCAGUCAGUAUUUUGCAGGAUCUUGCACUGUAAAUAUGAGAAUAUGGUGUAUCAAAAGAUGUUAUUUUCAACAAAUGCCUUUUGUAAAUAUUUCAUAUAAGGCUGUAGUGUUGUUGUUUUGCUGAUGAAGCUUUGAGUGAAAGUUUGGUAAUAAAAAUCUCUUCAUAAAAAUAUGAUG
Messenger RNA from Chelmon rostratus (copperband butterflyfish), 1762 nucleotides. RefSeq names its product transmembrane protein 154 (gene tmem154). The record is from RefSeq and is a predicted model, not a curated record. Bases 63 to 734 code for a protein of 223 amino acids. Lineage: Eukaryota; Metazoa; Chordata; Actinopteri; Chaetodontiformes; Chaetodontidae. The transcript has 9 exons.